Molecule: messenger RNA, 432 nt
Organism: Macrobrachium nipponense
Lineage: Eukaryota; Metazoa; Arthropoda; Malacostraca; Decapoda; Palaemonidae
Product: submandibular gland secretory Glx-rich protein CB-like
Exons: 1
Coding region: 1-432 (143 amino acids)
Source: RefSeq, a predicted model, not a curated record
AUGGCGCGUCCUAGCAAGAAAUAUAUGAAAAUGCAAAAUGUUCGAGAGGCAAAGGCACAGAAAAAACUUCAGAGAGAGAGAGAAAAACAACAGCCUCUCCCCAGUACUUCAGGGGAGCAAAUAAAACAAGAACAACAGCCGCACCCCAGUACUUCAGGGGAGAAAGAAAAAGAAGAACAACAGCAGCAGCCACGGGCCAGUACGUCAUGGGAGAAAGAUGAUGAAAAUGAACAGCAACAGCCGCAGCCCAGUACUUCAAGGGAAGGUCUUGAAGGCAGCGAAAAUGAAGAAGAUUAUGACAGUGAUGAAGAAGCAAGCAACAUUUUUUCCCCUGCCAUGAUGAAACGGGCACUGAGAGGCAACUUUGGAAAAAAAAUCGAUAGUGAACAAGAAACGCCUAAGUACAUCAUCAUGGAUGAAAAUACGCUUUAG